UUUUAAUGUAUAUAAAGUUGGUAUUAUUUAAACGUCAGUGUCAAGAAAAUUUAAAACUCAACGGACAAAUUAGAAAAAACAAAUUUUGUUGAACUUAAAUAAUUUUCUUAUAUAACAUUAAUAAUAUGGCUGAAUUUAAAACACCAACAAUAAAAAGAUGUAAGACUAGAAUAGAAGAUAAUCCAGAAUUGCAAACACCUAUUAAAAUACCAGCCUCACCGUUUUUACAACAAAUAGGUUAUGGAUGUGGAGUUACUGUAUUUAGUUUGGAACGAUCACCAAAAGUUGGUUUUAUUCGUUCACCAUGGGCGAUAAAAAAACGUAACUCCAAAAUUGUAGAAGAUAAAAAAUAUAAUGAACGUAUUCAAUUUGAAGCGAAAAUACUUCGUAAAUUAAAUCAUCCAAAUAUUAUUGGUUUUCGAGCUUUUAGUAAACUUCCAAAUGGUGAACCAUAUUUGGCAAUGGAAAAAUUGGAUGCUUCUUUAGGUGACAGAAUAGAACAAAAACUUGAUAUUGAUGAUGAUCCAUUUCCUGCUAAUGAUAUUUUAAAAAUAAUGUAUGAAAUUACAAAAGGAUUAGAAUAUUUACAUCAUAUUGCUUAUAUUUUACAUGGUGAUAUAAAAAGUUAUAAUAUAUUAAUUUCUUCAGAUUAUAAAAUAGUUAAACUAUGUGAUUUUGGAGUAUCUUUACCACUCACAGAAACUUUAGAAGUAGAUACUUCAAAUGGAAAUUUCAACUAUAUAGGAACCGAAUGUUGGAGUGCUCCAGAAAUAAUAUUUGAAGAUGGUCCUGUUACAAAUAAAGCAGACAUUUGGGCAUGUGGUCUUGUAGUUUGGGAGAUGAUAGCUUUAUCAGCACCUCAUAUAGAAUCCUCAGAAAUGGAAGAUUCUUAUCUAGAUGAUUCAAUGUUAGAAAUGAAAAUGAAAAACAAUAUAACAAAUGAAUGUGAUACCAAUAUGGAUGACAGCAAUAGUUUUCUUAAUAAAAUAGUCAAUACAAAAUAUGGUACUCGUCCUUCAUUACCUGCUAUUAAUCUAGGAAAAGAAUAUGAAAAAGUACUUGAAGUAUUUUUUGCAUGCACUACUACAGAUUAUAAAGUUAGGCCUAGUGCAAAAGGUCUUGUUAAUUACUUUGAAAAUUAUGUAUUUAACAGUAAAAAUAAAAAAUCCAAAGAUAGCUUGAAAAAAUUCAUGACAAUAUUCUCAAGCAUAUAAUAUCAAUAUCAAUAGAUUCUUAUAACAUUAGAGUCUGAUAUUUUUGUUUGGAAGUGUAAUAUUUUACGUUGCAUUUCUCAAUGAAUGCAAUUGGUCAGUCAGUUUCCCGCUUUCGAAUGGACGCCAAAAUCUUUUAUACAAUUUUUUACAGCUCUUACGAGAUGUUUUAUGAUAAACUGUCAAUAAAGUUUUUUGUUGGUUUAUAUCGUAAUGAAACAUUAAAAUCGUUAUCGAUACGUAUUCAAAAAAUGAUAACCUGAGGCUGUAAUUUUUCUUUAUCAAGUGAUAAGUUAAGGUUAUGUUUAUAUUUGUAAGCUAAGGAAAUGUGAUAAUAAUUGUAGUUUCGUUUAAAAUAAUUUAAACUUAAUACAAUUGUUACCAU
Apis florea (little honeybee) is the source of this 1596-nucleotide messenger RNA. RefSeq names its product lymphokine-activated killer T-cell-originated protein kinase. Gene Ontology annotation, molecular function: ATP binding; protein serine/threonine kinase activity. The record is from RefSeq and is a predicted model, not a curated record. Lineage: Eukaryota; Metazoa; Arthropoda; Insecta; Hymenoptera; Apidae. Gene Ontology annotation, biological process: protein phosphorylation. Gene Ontology annotation, cellular component: cytoplasm.